AUGGCAGAGCCCAGGGCCGGCAGCCCGCCCCCAGCGGCGCUGGAGGAGGGCGAGGACUGCCCACCCGGCUUGGUCAGUGGCGCAGAGAACGAGCUGGAGGCUGCGGGCAGCCACUCCAGCCCGCCCUCGCUGAUCUCCGCCGCCAGCAGCGGGAGCAGCGACGAGGGUGACGGCGCACCGGGCGGACAGGGCCGCAGCCGUGGCGGUGUACGCAGCAGCGGCCUGCAGACCGGCUUCUUCGCGCGGCAGCAGGCGCCGCAGCAGGCGCCGGGGCGCGGCGGUGGCGGCGGUGCUGCCCUCGGCGGCCUGGACGAGAUUGACCGCAGCGACUCAGAGGGCAGCCAGGGCGACUUCCUGGAAGAGCUGUUCGACCCCCUGGAGCAGUAUGGUGAAGGGGAGGAGGCGGGGCCCGCCUUCCCCGGCUUUGGAGGCGGCCUGCUGGGUGGCGUGCUGCCGCAGCAGCUGGAGCAGUACAUGCAGGGCAUGGGGCUGAACGACGGCCUGCUGCAGCAGCUGCCAGUCCAGGACCUGCUGGGCAUGGUGAUGCGCAACGGCGGCGGCGGGCUGCUGGGGGGCGGUGGCGGGGGGCUGAUGUGGCCCUUUGAUGGCUUGCUGGCUGAGCCCAACGGCGGCGUGGUCAUGCCGGCACGCUCCAUGGCAGCGCUGGACCCUGCCAGGCACGCUGCCUGCGCUGCGGAGGGCGUGCCCCACGGCAGGCGGCAGGCCUCGCCGCGGGCGCCCGCGUCGCGCAGCCCAGCCGCCAGCGGCAGCGCGGCGGGUCCGCCGGGGGCGCGCCCGACGGCGCCGCAGCAGGCUGGCGGCGUGGGCGGGGGCCCGGCCUCCCUGGGCCGCCCCCUGCACAGGGUGGACUCUGCCAGCGGCGGCGGCGGCCUGCAGCGCGGCGACUCGGCUGCCUCCCAGGGCGGCGGCAGCAUGCUGCGCCAGGCGGCGGCGCUGGCGCCGCGCCAGGGCCGGUCGCGCCUGGCGGGCGCCUCUCGCUCAGCCAGGGGCGGCCAGGCCGGCAGCCAGGACAUGCGGGAGCUCUUGGGCGCAGCGUCUGGCCUGGACUCCCCAUCAGGGCCAACUAGCGGCAGCGAGGAGGGCAGCGAGGACGAGGGGCAGCGGGUGGCGCAGCGCCUGCGUGCCGCUCGCCCGACGGGCGGCAGCCCGCGACGGCGGCAGCAGCAGGAGGAGCAGGCGGGCCCCGCGGCAGCGGCGGGCGGCGCGGGAGAGCCGCCGCACCGGCGCCCGCGUCGCAACGCGGUGUUUGGACAGCUGCCGGGGCUGGGCCCUGGGGGCGCGGUAGCCGUGCAGAGCGCUGGUGCUGGCAGCGGCGGCGAUGCCACGCCCAGCCUGGCGUCCACGGAAGGGUCAGAGGCCAGCGGCGGCGCCGGCCAUAGCGAUGGGUCGCCGCCGCUACCGGAACCCUAUAGCCUGGGCAGCUCGCAGGGAGAUGCGCCGCUGCCGCUGCAGGCAACCGGGAGCAGCGACGAGGAUGAGGAGAGCGCGCCCGGGCUGGAAGGCAGCAUUGCAAGCUCCGAGAGCGUGCCUGGCAUGGUCAGCGAUGCAAGCAGCGACGGCUGGGCGCCGCCGCUGGCAGGCAGCGAGAGCGAGAGCGAGGCAGGCAGCGAGAGCGAGGCAGGGGGUGGCGGGCCUCGCCCCAGCGGCGCACCGUUCCUUGCGGCGAGGGGGCGGCCUGCUGUGGCGCCGCUGUUCGGGUUGACGCCAGGCGCCCCAAGACACGCGCAGCUGGCAGCGCUCGCAGCCCCGGCGCCGCGGCCGGGCUUCACGUCAGACCAGCGCACGGUCAUGCAGGCGCUGGCCUCCCUGCUGCCGCAGCAGGCAGACGGCGCGGGGUGGGCCGAGCUGGCCGCGUACGUGCGGCACGCCAGCGCCGGCGCCGGCGGCGGCGGCGGCGGCAGCGGCGGCGGCGUGCAGCUGCUGUCCCGCCUGGUGGCCGCCGCGGCCGGCCGCUUCCCUGCGGAGGUGGAGGCGGCAGGGCUGACGGAGCGGCCGCUGGGCCCGCUGCCGCCUCCACCCGCGCCCGCCGCUGCCCUGGCGGCAGCCGCCGGCCCGGGCUCGAGCACCGUCGCCGCGGCCGCCAGCAGCAGGGCGGCAGGAAUGCGGCAGCAGGCGGAGGGGGAGCAGGAGGAGGGGGCGCUGCAGGUCACCUUUGUGGUGGGUAGCCCGCAGGCAGCCCAGCAGCUGCAGCAGGAGCUGGGGCCGGGGGUAGCGGUGGUGGCCGAGGGCCAUCCCCCGCCGCAGCGCCCGCCGCCGCAGAUCACGCUCGUGGUGGGCAGCCCGCAGGCGGCGGCGGCGCUGCACCAGCGGCAGCUGGGCCCAGGGAUCGCGGUGCUCGCUGAGCAGCAGUACGAGGCUGAGCUGGCCGGCCGGGCGGCAGGGCCAGCAGAUGCGGCCAGCCAGGAUGCCGAGGAUGAGGCUGGCCUCAGCACCUCGGCGGCGGCGGCAGUCCCGCUGCCAGCGCCACAAGACGGCAGCCCCGCAGCCGCAGCCGCAGCCGCCGGCGCGGCGGCGCUGGGGGAUCUGGCUGCCUCCAUGCGCGGCCAGGGCCUGCAGGCAUCUGUGGCCACCACCGAGGCAGCGCUGCGCCUGCUGUCAUCGGGCAUGGGCGCUCAGCAGCCGCUGCCGCCCCUGGUGGCAGCCGCGGUGGUGGCGGCGGCUGGGCCGGCCCCUGAGCAAGCAGAAGAGUAG
This is a messenger RNA of Chlorella variabilis, 2712 nucleotides long. RefSeq lists its product as hypothetical. The record is from RefSeq and is a predicted model, not a curated record. NCBI's taxonomy places the organism in Eukaryota, Viridiplantae, Chlorophyta, Trebouxiophyceae, Chlorellales, Chlorellaceae. The transcript is spliced from 10 exons. The coding region runs from base 1 to 2712 and encodes 903 amino acids.